Messenger RNA from Cucumis melo (muskmelon), 1369 nucleotides. Its product is annotated as cytochrome b561 and DOMON domain-containing protein At5g35735-like. The transcript has 3 exons. Lineage: Eukaryota; Viridiplantae; Streptophyta; Magnoliopsida; Cucurbitales; Cucurbitaceae. The coding region runs from base 1 to 1191 and encodes 396 amino acids. The record is from RefSeq and is a predicted model, not a curated record.
AUGGGAAUGAAGCUCCAAAGCUAUUUCUCUGUUUUGAUCCUCUUCUCUUUAUGCCUCUCAGCCUCAGCUCAAACUUGCAGAAGCUACAAUGGAUUUACCAACAACGAAGUAUUUGCAGCUUGUGUAGAUCAUCCAGUACUCAACUCUUUCCUUCAUUGGACCUUAAUUCAAUCAAAUAAUACCUUGAGAAUUGCUUUCAGACGCCCUUCUACCGGUCCUAAUCAAUGGAUUGCUUGGGCUAUUAACCCACAAAGUCUCAACAUGAUUGGCUCUCAAGCUCUUGUAGCUUACAGAAAUUCCUCUGGAAUCGCUCGUGCUUACACUUCCAAUGUGGUUUUGCCUGGUCCAACCCUGCAAGAAAGCAGCAUAAGCUUUGAAGUUCCUCAACUCAGAGCCACUUAUGUCAAUAACGAAAUGACCAUUUUUGCUACCAUUAUUCUUCGAGAAAAUCUAACCACAAUUAAUCAAGUAUGGCAAGAAGGCCCUUUGAAUGGAGAUUCUCCGGCUUCUCAUGCCAUAACAGAUGCCAACAAAGCUUCAAGAAAUACCCUCGAUUUGCUUACUGGAUCAAGCACAGCAGCUUCGGAUACCGUUCAAAAGAAGAGAAACACUCAUGGAGUUUUGAACGCUGUUAGUUGGGGAACUAUGAUGCCUAUGGGAGCAAUUUUCGCUAGAUACUUGAAAGUUUUCAAAGGAGCAGAUCCAGCUUGGUUUUACCUUCACGUUGGUUGUCAAGCCUCCGCCUACGCCGUCGGUGUCGCCGGUUGGGCCACCGGUAUAAAACUCGGCAGCGAUUCCCUCGCUGUUGAAUACAACACUCAUCGCAACAUCGGAAUCACCCUCUUCGUCUUCGGAACUCUUCAGGUUUUCGCUCUGCUUUUGAGGCCAAACAAGGAUCAUAAAUACAGAAUUUAUUGGAAUAUUUACCAUCACUCUAUCGGAUACAGUGUGAUUGUUCUUAGCAUCAUCAACGUCUUUAAAGGAUUAGAUAUCUUGAACCCAGAUGGAAAAUGGAAACGAGCUUACACCGGAAUCAUCAUCUUCUUGGGCGCCGUCGCCGUCGUUCUUGAAGUCAUUACAUGGAUCAUUUGCAUCAAGAGAAAGCGAUCCAACUCUGAUAAGUUUCCUCAUAACAUCAAUGGCGUAAAUGGGAUCAAUGGAAAUGCUACAAGAGGAGAAAACAGAGUUUGAGUCUAAUCUUCCCUGAUUUUGGAGGGUUUUCUUUUUGUGUUUGAUUUACAUUUUGAGUGUUCUUUAUUUCUUUUUUUGUGUUUUUCUUAUUUGGGUUUAGUAGUAGUGAUGAUCAUAUUGUAGAAUAUUAAUUUUGUUAUUAUAUUUAUACAUAAUUCUUUUUUUUUUUUUCUUCAAA